Messenger RNA from Vigna unguiculata (cowpea), 888 nucleotides. RefSeq names its product Erv1/Alr family protein (gene ERV1). Gene Ontology annotation, molecular function: nucleic acid binding; zinc ion binding; flavin adenine dinucleotide binding. NCBI's taxonomy places the organism in Eukaryota, Viridiplantae, Streptophyta, Magnoliopsida, Fabales, Fabaceae. The record is from RefSeq and is a predicted model, not a curated record. Gene Ontology annotation, cellular component: mitochondrion.
CCAUUCGUUUGAUAAAAAUUGUUGCUGAUUUUCCUAGUGUUGCUUUGCUAUUAUGCAUGAAAGCCGUGAUUUUUUUUCUUUCACAGGUUUUGCCUCACGUAACAUGCCUGUGAAUCCACUCUUGGCCCUGUUUCAAAACUUUGAGCAAGUCUCAAAUUUUGUUCAGCAUCAUAUCUCUAAUUUCAUAGGUCCUCAUCUUCAGUCAUCAGGGCUCCCUGGUAGUGGCUUUCUCUUGUCUGUAUCCUCCUCCACUAAAGCUCCACUUGCGAAAACUACAUCUUCUGUACAGCUUGGUGAUACCGCUGUCAAGGUAAAAUCUACAACCCCAGCGCCUAAGGAAGAGCUUGGAAGGGCUACUUGGACUUUACUUCACACUCUAGCAGCUCAGUAUCCAGAUAAGCCUACAAGACAGCAAAAGAAGGAUGUAAAAGAAUUGGUACAUAUCUUAUCUCGAAUGUAUCCAUGCAGAGAAUGUGCAGAUCAUUUUAAAGAAAUUCUUAGAGCAAAUCCUGUACAGACUGGGUCACAUGCUGAAUUUUCUCAGUGGUUGUGUCAUGUUCACAAUGUUGUUAAUAGAAGCCUUGGCAAACCAGUAUUCCCCUGUGAACGAGUUGAUGCAAGGUGGGGCAAACUAGAAUGCGAACAGAAAGCCUGUGAAAUUAUUGGAAGUACAUCAUUUUUUGGGAAGAUACAAUAGGAAUCUAUUUGAAAAUUAUAACUUAUAUAUACGAGGUAUGUACUAAAUUUGGCCUUUUGGGAGCAUGUUUGUCAAUGAAUAUUUUUUUAUACGGCAUUUAUAGGUUGAUUUUUCGUAAUUCAAGAGUCUGAUUUGUUCAUAUUUAAAGAGUCUUGUUCAUAACUCAGUUCAAUUUAAUUUGAUAACUGAAA